Molecule: messenger RNA, 418 nt
Organism: Parathielavia appendiculata
Lineage: Eukaryota; Fungi; Ascomycota; Sordariomycetes; Sordariales; Chaetomiaceae
Exons: 6
Coding region: 97-357 (86 amino acids)
Source: RefSeq, a predicted model, not a curated record
CAAGCCUGCCGAUUUGGAUGCCAUUCGCGACACUUGGAACCACGAGCUUCAGAGCUGUAUUUUUGCUCAUUCAAUCAAGCCGCUAAACCUGCCGCGAUGCCGGUUCCCUUCGAGACCCUGAUUCCCUAUGGAAUCAUCAUUGCUAUGUUUGGCGUGACGGGCGCUGGCCUGAACAAGAUCAAGAAUAUGGCGAGCGGCGGCAAGAGGCACAGGUGGUCGCUGGACCAGUGGGAUAAGCAAAUGAUGGAUCGGGACAGGCGACUCACGGGAUACUUGCGAGGCCAAACAGACAAUCCGAUAGCGCCGCCCGGAUUUGAAUUAAACAACCCUUGGAGAGUCGAGCGGAGAAUGUCAUAGAGAGCGAAUACGAGACAAGCGCUGCGGCCAUUGAGGCGACGAAAACCACUAGGCACCUUCG